Diversispora eburnea is the source of this 1181-nucleotide messenger RNA. NCBI's taxonomy places the organism in Eukaryota, Fungi, Glomeromycota, Glomeromycetes, Diversisporales, Diversisporaceae. The record is from the annotation of a GenBank genome assembly.
GAUCAUUCUCUGAAAAACAUAUUCCAAUUAAUGUGAGACACUUAUUAUCUGCUGAAAGUGGUGCAAAUGAUGGAAUGGGAUUUCCUUUUCUCUUCCUUGCACUUUAUUUGUUAGAAUCACCUAGAAAUCCUAAUGCUGCAAUUUCAAAAUGGAUUUAUUUCGUUUGGGGUUAUCAUAUUUUAUUUUCAAUAACAAUUGGUGCUUUCAUAGGUUGGGCUGCAAGAAAACUUUUAAGGUUGGCUGAGAGUCGGGAUUGGAUUGACAAAGAAUCUUUUCUAGUAUUUGCUUUUGCAUUAGCGGUAAUCUUUGUUGUUGGCGGUGUUAGUAUUCUUGGAUCAGAUGCAUUUUUGGCUUGUUUUGCGGCUGGUACAUCUUUCACUUGGGAUGAUUGGUUUCGUGAAAAAACUCAAGAUGCUCAUUUGCAAGAAGUUAUUGAUAUCCUUCUCAAUUUAACUACAUUCGUUUAUAUUGGAAUGAUUCUUCCGUGGUCAUCUUUCAAUUCGGAUGAUCUUUCUUUGAAGAAUUUGAUCAUUAUUAGCAUUCUGAUCUUGAUAUUAAGACGUUUACCUAUAGUUGUAGCACUUAAAGGUUUUAUUCCCACUAUUCAUACUUUUAAAGAAGCAUUAUUUGCUGGAUAUUUCGGACCAAUAGGAGUAGGUGCAAUAUUUUUAGCCAUAUUCACCAAAAAAGAGAUCAGCAAAUUUCUCAAACAUGAAGGUCAAGAUAUUGAUGAAGAGGUUAUGCAUCAUCUUCAUCAAAUAAUAUUUCCAAUUGUGACAUUUAUUGUUUUAAGUUCAGUUAUAGUUCACGGAAUUACCGUACCUAUACUUAAUAUUGGCUCAAGAAUUGAUAUUGAAAGGUUACCAAGUAUUGCAAGUAUUAGUAGUCAAGUUGCAAGAUUACCAGUAAUUGAUUUUGUUGAAAGUUUGAGUUUGGAAAGUGACAAUCAUGGACGUGUUAGGAAAAAAGAAAAAUUGAGGGCAGAGUUUGGUCGAGUUCCCAUUAAAACCAAUCAUGAUGAACUUAAUAUUAGUGAAGAAAAAGAUGAUGAUGAUGAACUUAUUGACGAUAAUGUAUCACAAAAAAUUAUUAUUACUAAUACUACUGAUGAAAAUACGAGUCAUUCUUCUACACAAAUCGGAGAAGGUUCUAAUCAUAAAUCAGAAAAAGACAGAAAAUAA